Messenger RNA from Rhinocladiella mackenziei CBS 650.93, 759 nucleotides. RefSeq lists its product as uncharacterized. The record is from RefSeq and is a predicted model, not a curated record. Gene Ontology annotation, molecular function: hydrolase activity, hydrolyzing N-glycosyl compounds. Lineage: Eukaryota; Fungi; Ascomycota; Eurotiomycetes; Chaetothyriales; Herpotrichiellaceae. The transcript is spliced from 2 exons. The coding region runs from base 1 to 759 and encodes 252 amino acids. Gene Ontology annotation, cellular component: cytosol. Gene Ontology annotation, biological process: cytokinin biosynthetic process.
AUGCUGCCUGCCCGGGAAAAUUCUUCAUCGAAGAGCGAGUCGCCCGUUGUCUGUGUCUUCUGUGCUUCCUCACCGGGAAAGGAUCCUAUCCAUCUCGAAUCUGCACGUUCACUUGGUCAAGCUCUCCAUGAAGCGGGCUACAAACUCGUCUAUGGUGGAGGCACGAUGGGUAUUAUGGGCGAAUUGGCCAAAACUCUGGUUUCCUUGUCGGGUUCCAAGGCAGUCCACGGUAUUGUCCCUCGUGCACUGAUCCGCUCGGAGAAAGACACGUCACUUCGCGGCGAGACCGGUCGUUACGGUUCAAGAAAGGUAGAGCGAACAAUGUCUUCAGAGGAAUUGCGACGCAUCGACAGCAAUGAGGAUCCCGACAGCAAAAUCGUCCCCGAAUCCGAAUUUGGCGCCACAACAAUCGUCCCGGAUAUGCAUACUCGCAAGCGUAUGAUGGCUCAUUCUGUUGAGGCAGGAGGUCCAGGUUCAGGUUUCGUCGCACUGGCUGGUGGUUAUGGAACGAUUGAGGAGGUGAUGGAGAUGGUCACUUGGAAUCAACUAGGUAUUCACACAAUCCCAAUCGUCCUUGUCAACAUCAAUGGGUAUUGGAACGGACUGCUCGAUUGGGUAAGAAACAGUAUCAGAGAAGGCUUUGUGAGCGAAGGAGCUGCCAAUAUAUUGGUCGAGGUCAAGAGCACCGAUGAUGUCGUUACCGCAUUGCGAGAUUACCAGCUGGCACCGGGGAGAUUCAAGUUGGACUGGUCUCGGUAG